Molecule: messenger RNA, 498 nt
Organism: Diutina rugosa
Lineage: Eukaryota; Fungi; Ascomycota; Pichiomycetes; Serinales; Debaryomycetaceae
Gene: SKP1
Product: SCF ubiquitin ligase subunit
Exons: 1
Coding region: 1-498 (165 amino acids)
Biological process (GO): mitotic cell cycle; SCF-dependent proteasomal ubiquitin-dependent protein catabolic process
Cellular component (GO): cytoplasm; nucleus
Molecular function (GO): cullin family protein binding
Source: RefSeq, a predicted model, not a curated record
AUGUCGACUGCACCCAAGGUUAUCAUCAUCAGUGCUGAUGAAGAGAAGUUCCCCGUGGACGUCAAGGUCGCGGAGAAGCUGGUGUUGAUCAAGAACAUGAUCAGCGACUUGAACCCCGACGGGUUGUCCGAGGACUUUGAAAUUCCCACCCCUAAUGUCAGAGCCAACGUGUUACUGAAGGUUUUGGAAUGGUGUGAACACCACAAGAACACCCCCUUCCCCGACGACGACGAUGAAGACGCCAGAAAGCUGGCCCCCGUCGACGAAUGGGACAAGAACUUCUUGAAGGUCGACCAAGAAAUGUUAUACGAGAUCAUUCUCGCGGCCAACUACUUGAACAUCCGUCCGUUGUUGGACUCCGGGUGCAAGAUCGUUGCCGAGAUGAUCCGUGGCAAGUCGCCCGAGGAAUUGAGACGUAUUUUCAACAUCGUCAACGAUUUCUCCCCUGAAGAAGAAGCCGCCAUUCGUCGGGAAAACGAAUGGGCCGAAGAUCGUUAG